This is a messenger RNA of Elgaria multicarinata webbii, 1172 nucleotides long. RefSeq names its product transmembrane protein 42 (gene TMEM42). The transcript is spliced from 3 exons. The record is from RefSeq and is a predicted model, not a curated record. Lineage: Eukaryota; Metazoa; Chordata; Lepidosauria; Squamata; Anguidae. The coding region runs from base 11 to 460 and encodes 149 amino acids.
CGGAGUAGUAAUGCCGGGUGGUUUGGGGGCUGCGUACGCCGCAGGGGCCGGUGUGUUCGGGGCGCUGGCCGCCUGCUCAGCUAAGCUGGCCCUGGGUGCUGAUUAUCUGCGGGCGGGCUGCAUUGCAGUCGGAGGAGGAGAGGAGUCCGCCGCCUGCGCCUGGUUACCCAUGAUCCUUCGAGUGGGAUGCGGUGUUCUAGUGUUUGCAUGGAAUGCCAUAAUGUGGACUUUCUUUGCUAAAGCCUUAAGAUAUUCCUCCUCAUCAGCUACAGCAACUGUGACAUCAACAGCUUCUAACUUCAUCUCUUCCGCUUUUCUUGGCAAGAUGCUGUUUGGGGAGACUCAUGUUCUGUUGUGGUGGAUAGGGAUAUCCAUUACCCUCCUUGGACUUCUGCUGCUCCACACUGCCCCGCCACCUCUUCCAGAAGAGGAGAGGCAGCUGAAGGAAAAGGAGAAUUAGAAGCCUGAAGGAAUUUUUAGUUCAUGAUACAGACAGCAAAUCAGGACUAAAAUAAAACUCAGGCCUUCCGGCUUACUUGUCCUAGGCAGGAGCUGUUUUUUCUUGGUUUUGUUUACACGGAUGGAUUUACAGCAGAUACUUUAGCGUUGAGUACUGGAGAGACUGUGGUGAUAGUCAUGCAACAGUGAAUGCCAGCAUACCAAACCAUGAAGGAGUGCCUUUGAGAAGAGAAAAUGUCGUAUAUCUGGCCUCUGAAGUAACUCUAGAAAGAAUUUGGUAAAUAAGAAUACUUACAAUAGAAUUUACCAAAACUAAUUGGAGCAAACAGUCUUUCACAGUUUUAUGAGAAAGAGAUGUUACUACAUACUAUAGGCUCCUUUGGCUAAGCUGCCAAAUCUCAAGUUUCUGAGAGAGAGGGCGGGGGAGAGACAACUAAUUCUACAUUUGCCUGCCCUUCCCCCUUGAAAGGAUAUAGAUGUAUUUUAUCCUGUAUGUAUAAUUGACAGUAUAUGUUCUGAAUUGGGGUGCAAAUUUAUGACGUGGGGUACAGUCCCUCUGAUGGCUCUAAUGUUUGCACAGUUCUUUUGUGUAGAUCUGGAAGAUGGUAAACUUGGAUAUAAGAGUGAAUGCCAUUCACCUGGGUUGUCCCAUCUAUUACUGACAUGUUAAAUGCAUUUGGGCAGUCUCAAUAAAUUGGAAAGUCAUUGUUUCA